Molecule: messenger RNA, 1344 nt
Organism: Scomber japonicus (chub mackerel)
Lineage: Eukaryota; Metazoa; Chordata; Actinopteri; Scombriformes; Scombridae
Product: P2Y purinoceptor 14-like
Exons: 6
Coding region: 1-1344 (447 amino acids)
Biological process (GO): G protein-coupled receptor signaling pathway
Cellular component (GO): membrane
Molecular function (GO): G protein-coupled purinergic nucleotide receptor activity
Source: RefSeq, a predicted model, not a curated record
AUGGGCUUCUUUACAGUGAUGGAAAGCAGCUCCUACAACAAACCACAAACCCUUGAUGACAAAGUCUCCCCUAGCAUGUGCUUUGAAGUCCUGAUUAUCUGUUCAGCUCAGCUCAUGAUGGGGCAGUACAACUCUACAGACAACAUGAACAGCACAUCAAUGUCCCUUCACCUGGUCCUUGAUCUUGACUUAGAUUCAGUGUUUAGCAUAAGGAUCAAGUGCAUGAAAACUUUGCUGCACAAAACUAGCCACACCUUAUAUCCCACCUCCACACCAGGAACACAGACAGAAACUCCAGAGACAGAAAUGAACGUGACCUCAUCAUCCAACCAGUCCUCAGCUAACACCCAGAGCCAAGUCAACAGUCAAUGUGAACACAUUGAUAAAUCAGGCCACCUCUUCUUUGCACUGGCCUACAGUCUGGUGUUUGUGGUGGGUUUGGUCCUCAACAGCUUCACCCUGAAGGUUUACUUCUGCUCAGCUCAGCGGCAGGUGUCCAGCAUCAUGAUGGUCUACCUGAAGAACCUGGCAGCCUCUGACUUCCUGCUCUGCCUCUGCCUCCCCUUCUACAUAGCCAACUACGUCAGCAGCUCCUUCACCCUCCGCCUGGUCCACUGCACCUUUGUCUCCUGCGCCUUUUACCUCAACAUGUACGCCAGCAUCCUGUUCAUGGGUUACAUCGCUGCUGACAGGUAUUUUAAAAUCAUCCAUCCUUUAAGAACUCACAUCCUGCGGACAGUGAAGGCUGCCCGCAUCAUCUCCACGGUAACCUGGGUUUUCUUCUUGGCCCUUAUGACCUCCUACAUCACCCUCUGGUUCCUCACCAAGCCAGAAUUGACCUUUGUCCCUGACAAAUGUGACACCUUGGAAAGCCCCCAGGUCAUUGUAUUCUACAAAAUCAUCCACGUCGGCUCCGCCACCACAUUCCUGUUUGUCCUUGUCUGCAUGAUCUUCUUCUACUACAGCGCCUCCCGCAGUGUGUUGCAGGCACAGCAGAGGCGGCCGCAAUCCUCCAGCUGCAAGAAGCUCAUGAGGUCAAACAGGAAAAUGUUGGUGCUGGUCAGCGUCUUCUGUGUUUGUUUUGUGCCUUACCACCUCACUCUCAUUCCCUAUGCCUUACUGAGGAAGUAUUGCUCCUUACGCCUGGUGUUGCACUACCUGAUUGAAGGGACCAUCUUACUGUCAGUCUUCAAUGUCUGUCUGGAUCCGGUCAUCUACUUCUUCAGCUGUAAGGCCUUUCGGACCAAUCUGAACCUGGAGAGAGUGUUCACCAGGAACAAGCAAAUACCGCAAACAGAGACAAGAAGGAACGAGGGGCAGCUGAGCAUCAUCCACACCAACUGA